AUGCUAUUUUCCAAGAAUAGAGAUCCAGUGCUUCUGCGCCGGACUUACGGCUCGACUGCCUCUUCGGAAGGGCUGUUAGAAAGCAGUGUUGCCAGUAUUGGCGCAUUCAAUGCCAGUCCUCUCAAUACAAGUUUAAGGUCAGGUCUGGGCUUCAGAAAUGUCUGUCCCAAUGGUGGUGUGGUAACAUUCGAGUUGAUCACCGGCCAGGUAUUCACGGCGCCGUCCGACACGGUCACAAUGUUACCCGGGAUACUGCACCUGACGGAGUGUCUGCAGUGGUGUCUGUCCAACGACACGUGCAAAUCAGUUAACUUUGAGACGGGAUUAUGUGUUUUGUUGAGCUCUUCAGCCAACGAAAGGCCCGAAGCGCUCACAUCGUCUCAGUUCCCAAAUACAGACAAAAGCAAGUCCUGUACUCAGGGCUGGGCCUUCGAGAGAGUGAAUGGGUUUGAGUUGAAAAGAAUGGGCAAAAAGAGUGUAAAAGUGAUGUCAAGACUGGAGUGCAUGCAGUUGUGUCUCAAUGAACGCGACUUCGAGUGCCGGUCCGUCAACUUCGACACCAUUGGCCACGAGUGCUCCCUAUCCGAUAUGGACAGACACACCAUCAACAUUAACAAUGAGCUGAGGUCUAGAAAAUAUGGACCGUCUUCUGGCACUAUAGACUAUUUGGAGAACAAUUGUAUUCAAGAGCCAAAAAAGUUGUGCGAUAUUCGACCCAUUAAUGGGAAGAUCUUGAAAACUGUUGACUCGGUCUAUGAAAAUGUGAAGACUAUAGAGGAGUGCAAAGAGAAGUGUCUGAACAGUCCCUAUCGGUGCCAUUCAUUUGAUUUCGGAGACCCAUCUAAUAGU
This is a messenger RNA of Oppiella nova, 849 nucleotides long. The record is from the annotation of a GenBank genome assembly. Lineage: Eukaryota; Metazoa; Arthropoda; Arachnida; Sarcoptiformes; Oppiidae.